Molecule: messenger RNA, 207 nt
Organism: Racocetra persica
Lineage: Eukaryota; Fungi; Glomeromycota; Glomeromycetes; Diversisporales; Gigasporaceae
Source: the annotation of a GenBank genome assembly
AUGAUACCUCCAUGUUCUAGGUGUGGAAAAAAUGAUUUCAAAAAGACUCGAGAUCGAGAUGCACACAUAAAUCGUAAAUUUCCAUGCAAAUCUAGUAAUACCCAAAAUCUUAUUGUAGCUUCAGGAUGCAAAGCAUCUCCUACUUCGCAGACACCAUUACAACAAAAUUCAGAUACAGAUCAAAUUUUGAUACAAACCCAUGUUCCA